This is a messenger RNA of Merops nubicus (carmine bee-eater), 462 nucleotides long. RefSeq names its product annexin A10-like. Gene Ontology annotation, cellular component: cytoplasm. The record is from RefSeq and is a predicted model, not a curated record. The transcript is spliced from 5 exons. NCBI's taxonomy places the organism in Eukaryota, Metazoa, Chordata, Aves, Coraciiformes, Meropidae. Gene Ontology annotation, molecular function: calcium-dependent phospholipid binding; calcium ion binding. The annotation marks the transcript as partial.
AUACAAGGAACGAUUUUUCCUGCUCCAAAUUUUAACCCAGUUAUGGAUGCCCAGUUGCUAGGAGGAGCCCUGCAGGGAAUUAGCUGUGAUAAAGAUGUGCUGAUUGAUAUCCUAACGCAGCGUAGCAAUUCACAGAGGCUCAUGGUUGCUACGGCUUACGGGGACGUGUACGGCAGGGAUCUGAUAACAGACCUAAAAGAGAAUCUCUCUCAUCACUUCAAAGAAGUCAUGGUUGGCUUGAUGUAUCCACCUGCCUCCUAUGAUGCUCACGAGCUUUGGCAUGCCUUGAAGGGAGUAGACAUAGAAGCAAAGUGUCUAAUUGACAUACUAGCCUCAAGAUCAAAUAUGGAGAUCCUCCAGAUGAAAGAAGCCUACUUAAUGCAAUACAAUAACGAUCUUCAACAAGAUAUUGACUCUGCGACUUCUGGUCACUUCAGAGAUACGCUCAUUACCCUCGCUCAG